AUGAAAGGUUCAUGUCUUCUUCCUUCGCACUCUUUCACCGGAAUCAGGACAAGCAAAGAGUUUCCGCAUAUUCUGUCAUUGUGUUACUUGAAAAGCAUAACAGGCUUCUCAGUUUGUAAUCAAAGGCAAAAAUACAAUGAAAAGCUUUACAUUAUUCCCAUUCGGACUGCUUGUGUUCGGGUCUGCUUCUCAAGAUCUUCAGUUGGGUCAUUGGAAUGUGGUGGGACAGGCCCACAUAGUGAUUCUUAUUCAGGAAUUUCAGCUCCAAAUGACCUUCAGAGCAUUGGAAGUUUAGAAAGAGAGUUGGAAGAAUUAUUUGAUGAAGUGAAAAGAAUGAUUAGGAUGGGAAACAAAAAUGAUGCUAAAGACCUGCUAACUGCAAAUUAUGAAGCUGUGAAAGAGAGCAUGAAUGCGGGUACUAAAGGCAUAGAAGAAGCUGCAAUUUUGGACGUCAUAGCACUAGGUUACAUGGCUGUUGGAGACUUAAAAUUUGUUGGAUCUCUGUUGGAUAUGAUGAAAGAAGUUGUUGACAAUUUGAAGGAUGAUGCACCUCGUCUGGAUUCAAUACUUAUGCAUAUGGGAAGUAUGUAUGCAACAUUGAACAUGUUUGAAAAAUCAUUGGACACAUAUCAGAGGGCUGUCUACAUUAUGGAGAGGACCUACGGUAAGGAUAGUACUUUACUUGUCACACCCUGUUUGGGUAUGGCAAAAGUUCUUGGCUCUUUUGGAAAAGCAACAAAAGCAGUAGAGAUAUAUCAGCGUGUGGUCACUCUUUUGGAAUCAAGUAGAGGUUCCCAAAGUAAGGAUUUGGUUGUACCUUUACUUAGUCUGGGCAAUCUUUUACUCAAAGAAGGGAGACCCAAUGACGCUGAAACUCAUUUUACUAGAGUUCUCGACAUACACACAAAAUUAUAUGGACAAAAUGAUGGAAGAAUUGGAAUGGCAAUGAGUUCCCUAGCCCGAGUUAAGAGUGCUCAAGGGAAAUCAGAUGAAGCAAUCCAAUUGUUUAGACGUGCUAUUCAGGUCAUGAAGGAUUCAAAUUACUUGUCACCAGAUGACAGUAUAAUGGAAAAGAUGAGAGUGGAUCUAGCUGAAUUGCUUCAUGUCGCUGGGAGAGGGCAAGAAGGCAGAGAGCUAUUAGAAGAGUGUCUGUGGAUAACUGAGAGGCACAGAGGAAAGGAGCACCCCAGCCUGGUGACACACAUGAUAAACCUUGCAACUUCAUAUUCACGGUCAAAGAAUUAUGCAGAUGCCGAACACCUGUUGAGAAGAAGUUUGCAAAUCAUGAUAAAGCAUAAGGGAACUGAUGACCAGUCCAUUAGCUUUCCUAUGUUACACCUUGCAGUAACACUCUACCAUUUAAAAAAUGAUGAAGAAGCAGAGAAACUUGCCCAGGAGGUUUUGCGCAUCCGUGAGAAGGCCUUUGGAAAAAAUUCCCUUCCUGUUGGGGAGGCUUUGGAUUGUUUGGUGUCUAUUCAAACCAGACUUGGUAAGGAUGACAGAGAGUUACUCGAGCUGCUUAGAAGGAUCCUGAAUAUCCAAGAGAGAGAAUUUGGAUAUGAAAGUGAGGAGGUUUUGGUUACCCUAAAAAAAAUUGUAUACUACUUGGAUAAACUAGGGAAAAAAGAUGAAAAGCUGACCCUUCAUAGAAGAUUGUCUGUGCUUAGGAAGAAGUAUAACCAAAUGGUUAAUUAUUAA
Messenger RNA from Sphenostylis stenocarpa, 1698 nucleotides. Lineage: Eukaryota; Viridiplantae; Streptophyta; Magnoliopsida; Fabales; Fabaceae. The record is from the annotation of a GenBank genome assembly.